UGAAACCGUGCGUUCGACCAUUCGGGCAUGCUGUAUUGUUAUUGUCGUAUAUAUACAGGUCCGACGGAUGUGCGGCUCAGUUUUAACGAGUGUCCCAUCAAUUGGGAAGACAUGGCGACGUCUGAACGGGAAGGAAGCGGGGCAGAUCUCAAACAAGACGCCAUUGAAAGUAAUAUGGACGAGAAACAAGAUGAAAAAACUCAUGAUGAUGGCACCAAGCCCGAAGGUCAUAUGCAACAGACUUGCCUUAAAACAGUAUUCGUGAUCUUAGGCAUAAUUGGAGGGAUAGCAGCUGUAGCACUUAUAGUUUUAGCGAUAUUGACAUCAAUAGCAACGAAGGCGUAUGAUGCUGAGCAGUCCAGCAGGAUGGUAGCCAUGGUGUUCAUGGCAGUGCUAGCAGCAUUCACCAUCUGCACCAUCAUCUACGGAGAAGUCGCUGUCUUCAAAAAACAGGCCAGAUCUAUAAAUGUGGCAGCUGUGGUGCUACUACUUCUGGCAAUAGUUCAGGCACUGAUUGCUGGCAUAUCUGUGAAUGUGGAACCAGCUGAUGAGGCCAAGCUCCUCAAGUCACUGACGGACUCCUUCAAGCAAUCGCGGGAAGAAAACCCGAGGCAUGUGAAGAUGUGGGCGAUGACACAGUCAGAUUUGAAUUGUUGCGGGGUCUACGGUCCUGAAGACUAUCGGAGCUCGAGGCUGCCAUACUACUUUCCGCCGAACGUGCCAAUCUCUUGCUGUCCCACCUACGACUCCUCUAGGUCUGAUCUCGUGCAAGAAAGAGACAGAGAACUCUGCAAAGUAAAGAAGUCUUACUACACUGAAGGCUGCAAGGACCUUGUGCUCAUGGUAUUUAAGGAGACUUCAUCGAUGGUGUUCAGUGUGUCAGUUUUACUUAUAGUAGUUGAGGUCCUGCUAAUUAUAAUUGGUGCAGUAUUAUGCAGAAGAAACACAAAACAAUAAACAAAGUAAUUAUUCUUUACUGUAAUACCUAAAGAUAAGAAUGUAUGAAGCACGACUGUAUGAAAUUGUUUAAGAAUGCUUCUUUAAACAAAUGCUGUGUUUUUUCUACACACAUAAGAUAUUACUAUUUUCUUUUAAAUGGAAUACUGUUCCAUUAUCAAAUAUUAAUAUUAUCAAGGCUUAACCGCCCCGAUGUCACAUUAGGAACCAGUUGUGACAGACACAAACUAGAUGGCGUUAAAUAAAAUAAAAGUGAAACAACGAAAUAUAUAAUAGUUAAUUGAUAUUUAUUAUAAAAAAUAUACAAAAUAAAAGUGAAUUGAUAUUUAGUUUUAUAUUUUAAAUUAACAGGCUAAAUAAAAAAGUCGGAGUCAUUAUUUAUUUUUUCUUGUAUUCUAUUUAUCUUUUGUAAAUAGUGUGGUGUAACAAUAUAAAUCUGAAUAGUAUGUUUUUAUACUCAAUUCAUGUGAUUGCAUGCGUAAAUAUGAAUUUAGGGUGUAUUCUAAGUUAUUUUGAUUAAAAAAUAAUUUGAUAGAUAGUACCUAUUGCAAUGGGGAAAUUAUAUCAAUAAACAACGAUGAUUAAAAAUCA
Messenger RNA from Spodoptera frugiperda (fall armyworm), 1548 nucleotides. RefSeq names its product 23 kDa integral membrane protein-like. Gene Ontology annotation, cellular component: membrane. NCBI's taxonomy places the organism in Eukaryota, Metazoa, Arthropoda, Insecta, Lepidoptera, Noctuidae. The record is from RefSeq and is a predicted model, not a curated record. The transcript has 6 exons. Bases 28 to 957 code for a protein of 309 amino acids.